Acanthosepion pharaonis is the source of this 1044-nucleotide messenger RNA. The record is from the annotation of a GenBank genome assembly. NCBI's taxonomy places the organism in Eukaryota, Metazoa, Mollusca, Cephalopoda, Sepiida, Sepiidae.
AUGUGGAAUAGGGCUUUUGUCAUUAUAAUUUUUGAUGCCAUCUCUUGUGAAUCAUGUAAAGCGUUUUUCCGAAGAAAUGCUCCAAAGGGUUUGGAUUACUUCAAAUGUCCAUAUGAAGAAAAAUGCAAAAUGGAUGUAUCAAACAGGCGGUUUUGUAAAAAAUGCCGGCUACGAAAAUGUUUUGAAAUAGGAAUGAGAAAAGAAUACAUUCUGACAGAAGAAGAAAAAUUGCGAAAACGACAAAGGAUUGAAGAAAAUAGAAAAAUACGAGAAAUAGAGAAACAAAAAAUGCAGUCAGGUGAUGUGAGCACGACACAGAACCGCCUUCGGAUGUUGGAACAAGAUGAGCUUUCCAUGAUUAGUGAAGUGAUCGGAGCGUAUCGGCAAUCACUAGAAAUUUCUGUAGAAUCAUCAUAUUCCCGUAACAACCCGUCCGUGAUAGACCUGGUGAACAUUGCUGAGCUCAGUGUGAGGCGAGUGAUCGACAUGGCAAAGAAGAUAAAGUCAUUUAAGGCUCUUUCUCAGAGUGACCAAAUCAGCCUCCUGAAAGGUGGCAGUAUUGAGUUGCUCAUCAUCCGAUCGGUGAUCAACUUUGACAGGGACAAACAGCAAUUCUUGGAUCCAUUUGACAAAGAUUCUAAUGCCAUGACAACAGAGCAGCUGAAACUUGGUGAAGGAACGCUAUUUGAUGAUCACAUGAAAUUUGUGAAAUCGUUAGCGGUAGAUUUACGGGCAGAUGAAACUGUGUUGAUUAUCCUCCUUGUAAUUUCAUUGUUUUCUCCUGAUCGCCCUAAUGUCAUAGACAAAAGCUAUGUGUGGAGAGAACAGGACAAAUAUGCUCUACUCUUACAACAUUACUUGGAGUCUAAGUUUCCCUAUCAUCUAGCCCAUAUUAUGUAUCCUAAACUGCUCAUGAAACUUGUUGAAAUUCGGAAUCUAAAUGAGGAGCAUUCACAAGUGCUACUCAAGGUGAACCCUGAAGGUAUACAACCCCUUAUGAAGGAGGUGCUAGACCUGAAUUUGCCCAAAACAAAUAACAAAUAG